AUGAAUACCUCUUUAGACCGGUACUCAAUGAUGAUUGUUUCAAAAUAUUUUAAUUGUUUAUACCACUUCGAAAAAAUGGUUUUAGUCUGCAAAAAGUUUAAAGAGAUCCCACUGAUGUUUCAUUUUAAUCCAAUUCAAUGGAAUCCAAAAAUGGUUAAUUAUUUCGAAAAUGUUGAAACUCUUCACCUUUAUGACAAAAAAGACGAAUUUGUCCCUGGAUUUUUUCAAUAUUAUGUGCAUUACCCAAUUGAACUUUCCAGAUACAAAAAGUUGAAUAAGAAAAUAAAAGUGAUAUGCCCACAUAUCACAUUUUCUUCUGGUGAUUUACAAAACAACUGUUCAUAUAAAGAAGCAUCUAUAUUAUCACCAUAUGCGUUUAAAUCAAAAUUCAAAAUAUUUACUGAUUUGGAGUGUUCUAAUAUUUCUAAAUUAUCCAUAAAAACCUUUAAAUACAAUAAAUUAUUGAACUCAAUUACACUUUCUGAUCAUAUCAACACAAUACCCGAUUUGUGUUUUGAGGGGUGUGCUUCCCUUAAAGAAAUUAAUUUAAAAAACGUCAGUGUACUGGGAUCAAAGUGUUUUGUUGGGUGUGACACACUCUCUGCUCUCACAUUUUGCUCAAAUUUGACAAAGUGUGGUAAAUACCCAUUUUACGACGUGUUAAAUAUUAAACACGUGACUUCAUUUCCUUCACAAACUGUUGAAUUGGAAUUAAACGUGUCAUGUUCAAGUGUAUUUUCUAAUAUCAGGAAAACAUUAUUUAUCACACAAAGUGAUGUUAGAAGAGGGGUUUCGAUUGACUGUGAAGUUAAUGAAAUCUGUGAAUCCGCUUUUUCUGGAAAUAAAAAUUUGAGUGAUAAAUACAUUGCGCCGACAAUCAAAGUAAUUCGCAAAAAUGCGUUAUCUGAUUGUGAUUUGAAGCAACUUGAUUUGUCGCACAUGGAGGUUUUUGAAAAACAAGAGAACCUAAAAAUGAUCACUGCACUCACUUUGAAUUCGAAGAGCUAUUUUAACAAUUUGUAUCAAUGCAAUUCGUUACAAUCAAUCAAAAUUGUUGGUACUCAAUCUGUGAAUUGCAAAGCCGCUUGUUGGAUGAAGACUCUAGAUGACAGAAAGAAUCUAAUAGUUGAUGAGUAUGUGUAUUCCUGUAAGGAUUGUGAGUUAUUUAAUGGGCUGUUACCAUUUGAUAUCACAAAUUUAAAAACAAUAGAAAAGGAUGUAAGAUUAAAAGAUUUGGAAAUUGACACUUAUCAAGUCCCAGACAAUAUAUCUUUAUUAUAUGCAGAAAAUUUUCGUGAGUGUAAAAACAUCAAAAAAUUACUUUUACCAAAAUGUCUUAAUACUCGUUUUGACUUUUCAAUAUUAGAAACAAUCAAAGAAGCAGCUCUACCUUAUAAAAUAAAUAAGAACAUAUAUUCAAGUGGGCAAUUGACAUCAAUCACAUUCCUUGACGACGAUUUUUUAAAUAACCAAAGAAUGGACAACAUUAAUUUUCAAAACCUUAAAAACGUCGAAUUUUCACAUCCAUUAACAGACGGAAUUUAUCGUACAAAUCUCGAUUACAGAAUUUUUAAGUUUUUAAUUAAAAAUUACAAAAUUGAAGGAGAAGUAGUAUUGUAUGAUGUUAUUGAAUCGGAUGUUAAAAAUGGAAUUUUAAUUAUUCCAGACGAAGUGACUGUUAUAAAGUGCUAUUCAUUGAAUCGGUGUGACCAUUUGAAAGAAAUAUGGGUUGGUAAAAACACGCGGUUGAUUAAAAGCAAUUCAUUUCAUGACUGUAAAAAUCUCGUGUUAGUCAAAAAUUUAAAAAAAUCAGUGAUUGUUGAAAAGUUUGCGUUCAAAAAUGCAAAUCCAAAUUUGUAUUUCGAUAUUAUUACCGUAUAUCCUUAA
Messenger RNA from Entamoeba invadens IP1, 1887 nucleotides. RefSeq lists its product as hypothetical. The transcript has a single exon. The record is from RefSeq and is a predicted model, not a curated record. NCBI's taxonomy places the organism in Eukaryota, Evosea, Mastigamoebida, Endamoebidae. Bases 1 to 1887 code for a protein of 628 amino acids.